Messenger RNA from Arabidopsis lyrata subsp. lyrata, 637 nucleotides. RefSeq names its product glycine-rich protein 3 short isoform. The coding region runs from base 60 to 428 and encodes 122 amino acids. Lineage: Eukaryota; Viridiplantae; Streptophyta; Magnoliopsida; Brassicales; Brassicaceae. The transcript is spliced from 2 exons. The record is from RefSeq and is a predicted model, not a curated record.
UUCAUAUAUUCACUUGUGUUUUCCAUAAAAAGAGUGUUGUAAACAGUACUUGUAAGAAAAUGGCUUCCAAGGCUUUAGUUCUGUUGGGUCUAUUUGCAGCUCUUCUCGUCGUCUCAGAAGUCGCCGCUGCUGCAUCCGGUACAGUUAAGUCCGAGAGUGAGGAAACCGUGAAAACUGAUCAAUAUGGUGGUGACCAUGGCGGUCGUGGAGGCUACAACGGAGGAGGAGGCUACAACGGAGGAGGAGGUUACAAUGGAGGAGGACACAACGGAGGAGGCUACAACAGAGGAGGAGGUUACAAUGGAGGAGGCCGUGGAGGACACGGAGGUGGUUACUGCCGCUAUGGCUGCUGCUACAGAGGUUACCAUGGCUGUUCAAGGUGUUGUUCUUAUGCCGGAGAAGCUGUUCAGACUCAGCCUGGUCACUAAACAAUAUAAUAAGUUGACCACCAUGCAUGAUGGUAUCUAAAUAUACACUUAUGUGCAUAUGACUAUAGGUAACUUAAUGAUGGUGCGUUUGUAAUGAAGUACGUUAAGAAGAGUAAUGGGAAUAAAGUUUAAUAAUGUAAUGUUUAUGUGUUUUGAGUUGUAAUCUGCCAUGUUUGCGUAAUAAAAUCUCUUCUGUGGUUUUACUAUUA